This is a messenger RNA of Mollisia scopiformis, 1329 nucleotides long. RefSeq lists its product as uncharacterized. The record is from RefSeq and is a predicted model, not a curated record. The coding region runs from base 1 to 1239 and encodes 412 amino acids. Lineage: Eukaryota; Fungi; Ascomycota; Leotiomycetes; Helotiales; Mollisiaceae. The transcript is spliced from 3 exons.
AUGCGCUCCAUCAUCUUCACCCUCGCCAGCGGUGCAGCCGCACAAUCACUGCAAAUAGCAGCCGGACAAUCAGCUCAAUACCUCGCGUCUAACCCAGGAGGAGCCAUCCCAGCCGCCGUCCAAGCCCCAAGCAUAUCCGGCUUCACGAACCCAACAAUCCAGCCGUCGAGAGGCGGAUUGGCAGUCUGUGUCUCCGGAAUGGUUCCUGUGACAGCCAGUACUUCGAAGAACAUGAAGUUCAAUUUUGACAUCCCGAUGAAUCAGUCACAGGUCACUCAGACUUUUGUGGCGGAUGUGACGAGUGGAUCGCCGUUCACGGAACAGAUUAUGGCUGGCAUGCAAUCUGUGAAUGGGACGUAUAAUAUUAGUGCUACUUUUUGCACGCCGGCCAAUAAUACGAAGCCGGAUACUGUUGAGAUAUUGACGCAUGGAGUUGGGUUUGAUAGAUACUACUGGGACUUUGCUCCAGGUUACAGUUAUGUCGAUGUUGUAGCUAGCUACAACCGAGCAAGCUUCUUUUACGACCGACUUGGCGUAGGUCAGUCUUCCAAACCCGACGCAAUCAACGUCGUCCAAACACCCUUGGAGGUCGAGAUCCUCCAAUCCCUCAUCACAAUGCUCAAAGCUGGCUCUUUCAGCAACGCGACCUUCUCGACCGUCAUCGGAACAGGCCACUCUUUCGGCAGCAUUCUCACUCAAGCCAUCACCUCCAUGUACCCAACAUCCCUCGACACCGCGAUCCUAACAGGAUUCUCCACCAACUCAACCGGCAUGCCAAUCUUCACCACAGGCCUCAACCUCGCCAUCGCCGCACAAAAUCAACCAUACCGCUUCAGCGGCCUGAGCAACGGCUACCUGGUCUCAAGCUCCAUCAUCUCUAACCAAAUCGCCUUCUUCCACGCCCAAGACUUUGACCCCGAUAUCCUCAACCUGGCAGAAGCCACCAAAGGCACCGUGACCUUCGGCGAGCUGUUCACCACAACGGCUGUCGUGGGACCCGCCAGCAACUUCACUGGAUCGGUCGCUGUCGUGAAUGGAGCUGAAGAUUUGCCGUUUUGUACUGGGAAUUGUAGUUACCCGACGAAUUUGGCGCAAGCAGCGCUUGAGCUGUAUCCGGUGGCUGGAAGUAAGGGGACGUAUUUGGCGCCGCUGACUGGACAUGGGGUGAAUUUGCAUUAUCCUGCUGUGGCGGCUUAUCAUUAUAUUCAGAAGUUUAUUUCGAAUAGUACUUCGUUUUGAAUAUACAGAGAUGUGGGAUGGUAUGGCCAGAGAAGUGAGAUGUGUAGGAUAUCGGAGAGUUAAUAAAUGGGGAUGAAGGACAUGCGGGUC